UGUUGGGUCGGAUCUCCACGGACUCUUUUGUAUUGUAUUCCAGACCUCGCUUCCACACUUGUUCCAGCUCCACGGAGGACGUCGGGUCUUCGAGCUGCCCCGCUGGCAGAGCGCCCGAGGUCACUGCUUUGCCCUGCUCGCUUCCCCGCGGGGCGAGCCUGGGGCCUGGCAGUGACUUAGCCAAUCACCGUGAAUUUAGAUGUUUUCACAGACUUUUGUCUCACACGGUGUGGCGAUCUCAGGAGUGGAGUUUAGGGGUCGGGAAAGCGGCACAGAGUUAGGGUGUAUCCCAAGAUGGCUGGGCGUAAACUUGCUCUAAAAACCAUUGAUUGGAUGUCUUUUGUGGAGAUCAUGCCCCAAAACCAGAAGGCAAUUGGAAAUGCCCUGAAGUCCUGGAAUGAGACCUUCCACACCAGGUUGGCUAGUCUGUCGGAGAAACCACCUGCGAUUGACUGGGCUUACUACAGGGCCAAUGUGGCCAAGCCUGGCUUGGUGGAUGAUUUUGAAAAGAAGUAUAAUGCCCUGAAGAUUCCUGUGCCUGAGGAUAAAUACACAGCCCUGGUGGACCAGGAGGAGAAGGAGGAUGUGAAGAACUGUGCUGAGUUUGUGUCUGGAUCCCAGCUCAGGAUCCAGGAGUAUGAGAAGCAGCUGGAGAAAAUGAGGAACAUAAUUCCCUUUGACCAGAUGACCAUUGAUGACUUGAAUGAGGUCUUCCCAGAAACCAAGCUGGACAAGAAGAAGUACCCGUACUGGCCCCACCAGCCCAUUGAGAACCUAUGAAGCAGCCUGGGACGGAGCCCCGGCCGACAUGAAAUAAAACAUUUAAAUAGUGCUGGC
Messenger RNA from Mus caroli (Ryukyu mouse), 837 nucleotides. RefSeq names its product ATP synthase peripheral stalk subunit d (gene Atp5pd). Gene Ontology annotation, biological process: proton motive force-driven ATP synthesis. NCBI's taxonomy places the organism in Eukaryota, Metazoa, Chordata, Mammalia, Rodentia, Muridae. The record is from RefSeq and is a predicted model, not a curated record. Gene Ontology annotation, molecular function: proton transmembrane transporter activity.